AAACGCAUAUGUUUCGUUAUUUCCGAUCUGCACAUCUUCUCGUGUUACCGAUUAGCUAGCUGUUGUUGUAGUGCUGUACGUCUGCUCACUACAUGAAAUAUGAAUGCAUUGCUGUAAUUACAAAAAUCCAAUUUGACGUACUAAUAAUUUGGAUUUUGAUGUUAAUAAGGCACGUAUCUAAUAACUCAAUGGCGGGCGAGGCCUACAUUUUGAUUUAGUACAAUGGUGAAAAUCUUCGUUGGGAACCUGUCCCCGGACACUACAGCGGAUGAGAUUCGCUCUCUCUUCUCUCAGUAUGGGAAGAUAUCCGAGUGUGACACCGUGAAAAACUUCGGCUUUGUGCACAUGGAUGACAAAGCGGAGGCGGAUGAAGCUAUAAGAAACCUUCACCAUUACGUGCUCAACGGUUUGGCAAUGAACGUGGAGAUGAGCAAAGGCAAACCCAAGACAUCUACGAAACUUCAUGUAGGGAACAUCAGCAAUACCUGCACCAACCAAGAACUCAGGGCUAAGUUUGAAGAGUAUGGACCUGUGGUGGAGUGUGACAUCGUCAAAGAAUAUGCUUUUGUACACAUGGAGCGGGUUGAAGAUGCUAUGGAGGCCAUCAGUGGUCUGGACAACACAGCCUUCCAAGGCAAACUGAUGAGCGUGAAGCUUUCGACUAGCCGCCUGCGUACCGCGCCGGGAAUGGGAGAGAGAACGGGUUGUUAUCGGUGCGGGCAGGAAGGCCACUGGUCCAAAGAAUGCCCAUUGGACCAGAACGGCUCCUACCGAGAGGGCUCAGGCCCGGCAGGAUGUGGGCCCCUCAGGUUUGGUGGGGGUGGCGAUCGCGGCGGCCGGGGUUUUCACCGCGGCUUCAGUGGCGAGCAAGGCUACAGUGGAAGCUUUGUACCCUCGCAUGGCUUCACCAGGGGAGCAGGGUAUGGUGUCCCUGGGUAUGGAAGGGGUGCAGGUUUUGAGAGCGCAAUGAAUUACGGUUUGCCAGCGGGCUACGGCAUUGGCGCGGAUAAUAGCAUGGCCCCGGCGUACGGAAACGAGGCUGCGUAUGGGAGCAGUGGCAUGGGCUACGGUGGUUCGUUGCCUGCGUACCCGAUAAGGCGACCACCCUUUGAGGAACGAGAUCCGUACGGUGUGGUGGACUUCUACGAGAAGUAUCGGGCACGUCCGUACGGGACCAGUUAUUUCGAAGAUAGACACGCGGUUCCACCUCCUGUUCCUCCUCCCCCGUCUUCCUCUGCGAUCGCGAGGUCCUCCACUAACCUUGACCCAUAUGAGAGGCGUCCCCUCCCCCCUCCUCCAGCUCCCACCUCUUCAUACUAUGUCCGCGACCGAAGCCCAAUCCGGCGAGUUCCCAUAGAGGCGGAGGGAUACGCGUACGAUCGCGCGGCCCUCUCCCCUGUCACUUCGCUUCCCAGCAAUUCUGUAUAUGACGUACCGCGGGAUCCAUACGCCGAGCGAGCUCGCUAUGCUUACUAACCUAUAAACUGAACACAUUCAGGUGAGAUCUUUUUAGAAAUACAAAAGGUGAGAUCAAAAUUUGAUUUAAAUCACAACUGUUGAGGGUUAUUGAUGUUAAGGUACUUUUAUUCUACGAUCCAUUGUGUCACUCAUCAUGAGCUGUAUUUAUGCUCUUAAAGUCUGUGUAAAGUCAUUCCAGAGAAUUGUUUUUAAAGGCAUUAUAAAUUUUAGAAAUGUAUUGGUGAUACACGUCGUUACAAAGACUGUGAACUAUAUAGUACCGAAUUGUGGAGUUAAACAGUUUUUCCACAUUUCUGUGUUUAGAAUUAUUUGGGCGGGGCUACAACUGUGGGUUCAUGAGACCCUGGAGCCAGAUAGCAUGGCCCUGCCCUUAAACACAAUAGCGAGCAUCCACUCAGGUUGUAGUGGUAUUUGAAAAUGGAGAGAGAUGCAAGCUUUCCCGCAAGUGGGCGAUGUUUUUAGCACAAUCUGCGGAGACGCCCCCAGCGUUUAAAUGCAGGGAAUCCUGCCUGUUUUUCCAGUAUUUUAAUAACUUAUUUUAUUUACUUGCAGUUUUUUUAAUCAUUCAAAUUUGGCACACAUUUAAUAUCAGACUUUACAUGGACUUUAAAGUUACAAGUGUAAAGUUGAACCUCACAGAGGAUAUUUACAGGUCUCAUUUGUUCAAAAUGACUAAUAGACACAUGCCCAGAAUAUGUUGAUUUACUUUUUUUUUAAGAUUAGUCAAAAAUAUGACCUUACUAUACUUUCUGUUAUUUAUAAAGGGUAUUUUAAUAAAUUUUAUUUGCAACUUGGUGGUAUGGAUACCUUAACAGAAUGAAUAACUGACUGAAUAACACAUUUUUAUAAUAGAUUUCUCUCUUUGCAGGUGUUUCAUGGUUUCUCACUGAUCAUUUUAGAAGUAUAAGAAGAACGAUGCAUUCAAUUUUGGCUGGAUUAAGGACAGUACAGACAGCCCACGUCUUUACUAAACUACUUCUGUUGUCUUAGCAAAUGUGUUGUAGCCCUGUGUUUUUAGGUGCAAAGAACUGUAAAUAUUUUUUACCAUCAUUAUUAGUUUAAAAAGCAUGAAAAGAAUUGCGUUCUUUUCUGCAGAAAUCAUCGCAAUUGUAUGUUGGAUGCAGAUUGUGCCUGCAGUUGCUCUGGAGUGAACAGUCUCAGUAUUGUCAAUAUCACCUUUUCAAUUGAUUUAAACUUGAAUUGAACUCUUUUCUCCUAAGGAGAAUGUGCCAGAAUCAAAAUCGACUGUAAAAUUCUUUCUGCACAAACAUUUUAACCAAAUUGCGACACCACAUUUUAAAUUUUUUAAAUGGAAAAAUAAGAAUACUAAUUGUGAUGUUCAGCCUACAAAGCUGAGGUAGAUAAUUUGCAUUAUUCUACCUCUUGUGGUCUACACUAAAAAUAACAUUCUCAGAUAAGUCAUCAUGUAUUGUAAUAAACCAGUCCUUCUUUAACUUGAUAAAAAAAUCUGAAAAGAUGAUUUUGCAGUUUUACUUUGGAAAUUCAAUUCAUGUUAUAAAUGUGCUGUUAAAUUCUUAAUAAAAUAAUUCUUCUUAAA
Molecule: messenger RNA, 3037 nt
Organism: Misgurnus anguillicaudatus (oriental weatherfish)
Lineage: Eukaryota; Metazoa; Chordata; Actinopteri; Cypriniformes; Cobitidae
Gene: rbm4.1
Product: RNA binding motif protein 4.1
Cellular component (GO): nucleus
Molecular function (GO): mRNA binding; zinc ion binding
Source: RefSeq, a predicted model, not a curated record